Messenger RNA from Echinops telfairi (small Madagascar hedgehog), 1007 nucleotides. RefSeq names its product parathyroid hormone like hormone (gene PTHLH). Gene Ontology annotation, cellular component: extracellular region. Gene Ontology annotation, molecular function: peptide hormone receptor binding; hormone activity. The coding region runs from base 1 to 534 and encodes 177 amino acids. The transcript has 3 exons. Gene Ontology annotation, biological process: bone mineralization; regulation of chondrocyte differentiation; adenylate cyclase-activating G protein-coupled receptor signaling pathway. The record is from RefSeq and is a predicted model, not a curated record. NCBI's taxonomy places the organism in Eukaryota, Metazoa, Chordata, Mammalia, Afrosoricida, Tenrecidae.
AUGCUGCGGCGGCUGGUUCAGCAGUGGAGCAUCGCGGUGUUUCUGCUGAGCUACUCGGUGCCUUCCUCGGGACGCGCCCUGGAGGGGCUCGGCCGCCGGCACAAAAGAGCUGUGUCUGAACAUCAGCUUCUCCAUGACAAGGGGAAGUCCAUUCAAGAUCUACGGCGACGCUACUUUCUGCACCACCUGAUUGCAGAAAUCCACACAGCCGAAAUCAGAGCUACCUCGGAGGUUUCCCCAAACUCCAAGCCUGCUCCCAACACAAAGAACCACCCUGUGCGAUUUGGGUCUGAUGAUGAGGGCAGAUACCUAACUCAGGAAACCAACAAGGUGGAGCCAUACAAAGAGCAGCCACAGAAGACCCCGGGGAAGAAAAAGAAAGGCAAGCCUGGGAAACGCAAGGAACAGGAGAAGAAAAAACGACGGACGCGCUCUGCCUGGUUGGACUCUCGAGUGGCUGGGAGUGGGCUGGAAGGGGACCAGCUGCCUGACAUCUCCGCGACUUCGCCGGAGCACAAUUUACGGAGGCACUGAAAUUUUCGGCAGAGGCCUUCAGAGAACAUACUGCAGGAUUUUGUAAUAGUGAACAUAUGGAAAGUAUUAGAAAUAUUUAUUGUCUGUAAAUACUGUAAAUGCAUUGGAAUACAACUGUCUCCCACAUUGCUCUAUGAAGCUGCACAUUGGUCAUUGUGAAUAACUUUUUUUUUUUUGCCAAGGCUAAUCCAAUUAUUAUUAUCACAUUUACCAUAAUUUAUUUUGUCAACUGAUGUAUUUAUUUUGUAAAUGUAUCUUGGUGCUGCUGAAUUUCUAUAUUUUUUGUAACAUAAUGCACUUUAGAUAUACAUAUCAAGUAUGUUGAUAAAUGACACAAUUAAGUGUCCCUAUUUUGUGAUUAAUUUUAAUUAAUGCCUAAAUAUAAUUACCCAAACUGAUUUUCCUCUGUGCAUGUAAAAAUAGCAGUAUUUUAAAUUUGUAAAGAAUGUCUAAUAAAAUAUAAUCUAAUUACA